AUGCCCAUUGUAAAACACCCCAGGGCUACAGAGCCUCUCUGGCAUGAAUGGGACAGGAAAGCACAGAAAUGUGGAUUAAGACACACGGUCUAUGCUGUAAAUGGGGAUCAGUAUACUGGUGAAUGGCUGGACAACUUGAAACACGGUAAAGGCACCCAGGUAUGGAAAUGCACCGGAGCUAUUUAUAGCGGUGACUGGAAGUUUGGGAAGAGGGAUGGUUAUGGCUCAUACAGCAUUCCUGACCCUGUAACCAAGGAAUACAAGAAGGUGUACACAGGCUGGUGGAAAAACGACCGAAAAUGCGGCUACGGGGCGAUGUUUUACCCCGGCGGGGAGCGCUACGAGGGUGAGUGGAGCGGUGGGCAACGGAGCGGCUGGGGACAGAUGUACUACCGGGAUGGCUCCAUCUACAAGGGGCAGUGGCUGGAGGACCAGCCCGACGGGCAGGGGAUGCUGCGGCUGCCAAAUGAAAAUCGGUACGAAGGAGGUUGGAAAGAUGGAAAGAAGCACGGCCCAGGGAAAUUUUUCUACCUGGAUAAGGGACAGUUGUUUGAAGGUAUCUGGGCAGCAGAUACACCAAAAUGUGGCAUUCUGAUUGACUUUGGCAGAGAUGAAGCUCCUGCCCCUACUCAGUAUCCAAUCCCAAAGAUUGAACUAGCUGAUCCAGAUGGUGUUUUAGCAGAGGCCCAGGCGAUGUUUGAUGACAGCCAAAGUUAA
This is a messenger RNA of Gymnogyps californianus (California condor), 717 nucleotides long. It is a transcript of the gene MORN3, whose product is annotated as MORN repeat containing 3. NCBI's taxonomy places the organism in Eukaryota, Metazoa, Chordata, Aves, Accipitriformes, Cathartidae. The coding region runs from base 1 to 717 and encodes 238 amino acids. The transcript is spliced from 5 exons. The record is from RefSeq and is a predicted model, not a curated record.